AAAGGGUGGGGUUUAUUUCUCUACUGUGUGUCACAACCAGUCUACAGUGUAACUCACUCAGAAUUCUCCUACAUCCACAUCAGCUCUUUAAACAGCCGCCACAUUGCAUACAAUUGGCAGAGACGUGUCAGGAAGAGAACAAGACAAGUAGGCGGAGUCAUCAUGUCAGAAAGGAACCUAGAGCAGCUCUUCAUAAAACGUUCGCAACAGAAGAAAAAGACCUCACCUUUAAACUACAAGGAGAGAUUAUUUGUUCUCUCAGAUGAAAAGAUCUCCUACUAUGACUAUGACCCUGAGAAAGGGAAAAAGAAAAGUUUGAAAGGCUCCAUUGAACUCGAAAAGAUCAAAUGUGUGGAGACUGUAAUACCAGAGGACAACUCUCCACCUGAACGACUGUUUCCUUUCCAGAUCAUCUAUGAUGAAGGACCUCUCUACGUUUUUUCCAAGUCAGAUGACAUCCGAAAACUAUGGAUACGCAAAAUCAGGCAUGUUGUGAGGUUCAACAAGGACCUGAUGCAGAAGUACCACCCUCGCUUCUGGGAAGAUGGCGUAUGGAGAUGCUGUCAGCAGGCUGUGAAACAGGCUAUGGGCUGCCAGGUGCUAGAAACCAGGAAUGGAGGGUUCGCUAACAAAUCCCAUCGUAAAUCCCGAAAACCUCUCCCACCCACACCGGAGGAGGAGAAGCCCUCCAGACCGCUCCCCCCACAGCCCCCGCAGCCCCCCCCGCAACAGGGCCCGUGCCCAGGCAGCACCGUGAUAGCUGAGUACUCAUACCCACCCAUGGCGCCCCAAGACCUGGAGCUGAGGAAGGACGAGGAGUACACCAUCCUGGAAAUGAGCGAUGCCAACUGGUGGAAGGCCAGGGAUAAAUACGGGAAGGAAGGGUAUAUUCCAGCUAAUUAUGUCACAGAGGCAACGAGCGGACUGGAGAAGUUUGACUGGUACUGCAAGAAUAUGAAUAGAAGCCAGGCAGAACAUUUAAUGAAGACAGAGAACAAAGAUGGUGGAUUCUUAGUACGAGACUCCAGCAAAGCUGGGAAGUACACAGUGUCUGUGUUCUCAAAAGCCGGGGGGGAGACUGUUGGCAUGUGUAAACACUACAAUAUUUGCACCACUUCGCAAGGCCAGUUCUAUCUGGCGCAGUCGCACAAUUUCAGCUCAAUCCCGGACCUCAUCAACUACCAUCAGCACAACUCAGCAGGUUUAGUAAGUAGGCUGAAGCAUUUUGUGUCCAACCGAGUGGAGAGUGCACCGUCCCCUUUUGGCCUUGGGUAUGGUGUUUGGGAGAUUGACCCUACUCACCUCACCUUUAUAAAGGAACUUGGCUGUGGGCAGUUUGGGGUGGUUAAGUACGGGAAGUGGCAGGGACAGCACGAUGUAGCCAUUAAAAUGAUCAAAGAGGGAUCAAUGUCCGAGGAUGACUUCAUUGAGGAGGCCAAAGUCAUGAUGAAGCUCCGUCACCAAAACCUGGUUCAACUGUAUGGUGUUUGCACCACACAAAGACCCAUUUACAUUGUCACGGAGUUCCUCUCAAACGGAUGUUUGCUGACUUAUCUUCGGGAAACCCUGAAAGGUCCUACCCCUAUUCACCUCUUAGAGAUGUGCAAGGAUGUGACUGAAGGAAUGGCUUAUCUGGAGUCUCAACAGUUCAUCCACAGAGAUCUCGCUGCAAGGAACUGUUUGGUAGCUGCCAAUGGAGACAUCAAAGUGACUGACUUUGGUCUGUCAAGGUAUGUGCUGGACGAUGAGUAUACUAGUUCUGCGGGAACAAAGUUCCCAGUGCGUUGGUCUCCUCCUGAAGUUCUGCUGUACUGCAAGUUCAGUAGCAAGUCUGAUAUCUGGGCAUAUGGUGUCCUAAUGUGGGAGAUAUACACUUUGGGGAAAAUGCCUUACGAAAGGUUGAAUAACUCAGAAAUAGUUGACAAGGUGUCAACUGGUCUGCGCCUCUAUCGCCCCCAACUGGCCAACGAGAGAGUCUACUCAAUCAUGAGCACUUGCUGGCGAGAGAAAGCAGAAGAACGACCAACCUUCGAAGAGCUAGCGUCAAAUGUCCAAGACUUGCUGUAUGAGAUGCAGUAGAGGACUAUAUGGCAGUAAGAUAUGGCUAUUCCAGUCUUCUUUCCCCCCCACUGAAGAAGAAGUGGCACUGAGGAAAUCCCACACAUGAACAUUGUGAGGAUGAGGGUUGGCUUCACAAAAUCAGAGAGUCUACUGUGAAGAACUAAGCAAGAUGUACAGACAAACGUUCACCCUCAAUGUUCUUCUGGGAACCCAAAUACUGUGAAUAACUGAAUGUGUGUUUACCGGGAAUGUGGUUUUAUCACCAAUCUAUAUUUUUGACAAUAUGGUCAUUAAUUGCAAUAGUUUAUUAUUUUUUAAUGUAAAUGUAUGAUAUUAUUAUUAGUAUGGUAUCAUUACUGUCAUGGGGGUUGUGAUUUAUUUGUUUGUCAUUCCUGAGAUUUAAUAAAUAGUCAUUA
Clupea harengus (Atlantic herring) is the source of this 2477-nucleotide messenger RNA. RefSeq names its product Bruton tyrosine kinase (gene btk). Gene Ontology annotation, molecular function: protein tyrosine kinase activity; ATP binding; protein binding. Lineage: Eukaryota; Metazoa; Chordata; Actinopteri; Clupeiformes; Clupeidae. The record is from RefSeq and is a predicted model, not a curated record. Gene Ontology annotation, biological process: protein phosphorylation; intracellular signal transduction.